Oryza sativa Japonica Group (Japanese rice) is the source of this 2770-nucleotide messenger RNA. RefSeq names its product CSC1-like protein ERD4. Gene Ontology annotation, molecular function: calcium-activated cation channel activity. The record is from RefSeq and is a predicted model, not a curated record. Gene Ontology annotation, cellular component: plasma membrane. Lineage: Eukaryota; Viridiplantae; Streptophyta; Magnoliopsida; Poales; Poaceae.
CUCUCCCUUUCCUUCAUUUGGCAACCUCCACAACUCAUCAACUCCACUCCUCCCCUCCCCUCGCAAACCAAACCCAAGCAAAGCAAGCAUCCAAUGCUUCCCCCCUUCCUCCCUAAUCACCCCCGCUAAUCGCUCCCGACGCCACCACUAAUCGAAGCCGGAGGAGGGAGGCGGCGGCGGGAUGGACACCGCGUCGUUCGUGACGUCGCUGCUGACGUCGUUCGUGAUCUUCGUCGUGCUGGUGCUGGUGUUCACGUGGCUGUCGAGCAGGCCGGGCAAUGCGCCGGUGUACUACCCGAGCGUCCUGCUGCGGGGGCUCGACCCGUGGGAGGGGCGGGGGCGGGGGACGAGGAGCCCCGUCGGGUGGCUGCGCCAGGCGAUCUCCGCCUCGGAGGGUGACGUCGUCGCCGCCGGCGGGGUCGACGCCGCCGUCUACCUCGUCUUCCUCUCCUCCGUGUUGUCCAUCUUGGUGUUCUCUGGGAUUGUGCUGCUUCCAGUUCUGCUACCUGUUGCUGCUACUGACGAUAACCUGAACCUGGAAAGGGCUAUUGGCCUGAAGAAUGGCAAAACACCCCAGAACUUCACAGAGCUCGAGAAAUUAGCACUGGGCAAUGUUCAAGAACAUAGCCGAAGGCUGUGGGCAUUUCUAUUAUCAGUCUAUUGGGUCUCUUUUGUCACGUACUUCGUACUAUGGAAGUCCUACAAGCAUGUUUCUAAUAUGAGAGCGGCUGCAAGAUCAACACCAGAUGUUAAACCGGAGGAGUUUGCUGUGUUGGUGAGAGAUGUUCCUAAGCCACCUCCUGAUCAAACUAUAAAGGAUUCUGUAGACUCAUAUUUCCGAGCACUUCAUCCUGAUACCUUCUACAGAUCAAUGGUUGUGACUGACCACACAAAGGCUGACAAAAUUUAUCAAGAGAUUGAAGGUCACAAACAGAAAAUUGCUCGUGCUGAAGUUGUCUAUGCGGAGUCUAAAACAACAGGCAAGCCUGAGGGCACCAAGCCUACGCAUCGGAUUGGAUUUCUUGGUCUUAUCGGUAAAAAGGUUGAUACAAUUGAGUAUUGUAAUGACCAAAUCAAGGAGUUGCUGCCCAAACUGGAGGCCGAACAGAAGACUACCCUUCGUGAGAAACAGCAACAGGCUGCAAUUGUGUUUUUCAACAGAAGAUCUGCUGCAGCUUCUGCAUCUCAGACUCUCCAUGCUCAGAUGUUUGAUAAAUGGACUGUUGAGCAGGCUCCUGAACCACGCCAGAUAAUAUGGUCUAAUCUUUCCAAGAAAAUAUAUGAGAGGCAAAUCAGACAGGUUGUGGUCUAUACCAUUGUCUUUCUCACAGUGGUUUUCUAUAUGAUUCCUAUUACUGCUAUCUCUGCUCUUACAACUUUGGAGAAGUUGAGGGAGAAGCUUCCCUUUCUGAAGGUGGUGGUGGACCAACCGAAAAUCAAGACUGUCCUACAGGCUUACCUCCCGCAGCUUGCACUUAUUGUUUUCCUUGCUUUGCUGCCUAGUCUUCUAAUGUUCCUCUCAAAGCUGGAGGGGAUUCCUUCACAGGGUCAUACAGUUAGGGCAGCAGCAGGGAAGUACUUCUACUUCAUUGUGUUCAAUGUCUUCCUUGGGGUUACUAUUAGUUCCACAUUGUUCAGUGCUUUGACAACCAUAAUCAAUAACCCUCCUGGGAUUGUGAACAUGCUUGCCAGCAGCCUUCCAGGAAGUGCAACUUUCUUCCUUACAUUUGUUGCACUGAAAUUCUUUGUUGGUUAUGGGCUUGAGCUCUCUCGCUUGGUCCCUCUUAUCAUUUUCCACCUGAAGAGGAAGUACCUAUGCAAGACCGAGGAUGAAGUGAGAGCAGCUUGGGCUCCAGGCGACCUAGGAUAUAACACCAGGGUUCCGAAUGACAUGCUCAUAGUUACAAUAGUGCUGUGCUACUCUGUCAUUGCACCUCUGAUUAUUCCAUUUGGUGUUGCUUACUUUGCUCUUGGAUGGAUUAUAGUGAAAAAUCAGGUUCUCCGAGUUUAUGUUCCCAGCUACGAGAGCAACGGGCGAAUGUGGCCACAUAUGCACACAAGGAUCAUUGCAGCUCUACUGAUUUACCAGAUCACCAUGGUUGGUGUCAUCCUGCUGAAGAAGUUCUUGUACUCCCCUGUUCUUGUGCCCCUCAUCCCAAUAAGCUUCAUCUUCGCCUACAUUUGCCAUAUGCGGUUCUACCCGGCGUUCGCCAAGACCCCUCUCGAGGUGGUUCAGCACAACGUGAAAGACACGCCGAACAUGGAUGCCGUCUACACCUCCUACAUCCCGGCUUGCCUGAAGCCUGAGAAGCUAGAGGAUGUGGAUAUCUUCGAAGACGCCCAGUUGCACACCACCUCCAGAGCCCCAUCCAUCUAAUGCAAGUGCUGGUUGCUUGUGUCGAGACCGGAGAGUAUUACUCAUCAUCACUGCAAACGAAUUUCUGAUGAAUUUCCACGUUGAAAUGAACCCCUGUGAAGUGUGAAUCUGCUAUUGCCAGGAUAGGAAAACUUAUGUCAUGUCCGUGUACAUAAUAUGCACUCGGGAUUGCUUGCCUUCUUAAUGUGUGUGUUGAGGUUUAUUCUUUACUUCAUAGUUCUAGGUAGCUGCUGUGGAUAUCGCGCCUUUUUAAGUUUAAGUUUCUAUCAUAUGUUCAUGCUCGUGGUGACUGCUAAAUCUAGUCCUCUUAUGUGUAACAAAACUCAGAAAUCUGUUGCCUAGUGCACCGUAACCUGAUUGAUAAUUUACUGAUUUACUCAUUGUUACUGUUCA